CGGUAGAAAGAAAGGGGGUUAACAGAAGCCCCUUUGUUUAAAAGGGGUUUUGAAUGUCAGGGUGGAGCUAAAAGUCUCAGUUGAACAUGGUUGGUGUGAAGACGAAGCUACCGAUGUCGUGCUUGCAUACCGGGAUGACUCACAGCCUGGUACAAUCGUAGUGUUUGACAGGUGGCGAAAUGCAUGGCGCCGGAAUAAUCCAGUCCGGCUUGCAGCCUGUGUCCGGGAAGUCGAAGAAAAGCAACCUUACUACAGCUUGGUGGUGCGCAUGCUGAAGGAAUGGAAUCAGAAUUGUCCUCGCAUUCGCAAGGCUCGCACAGGUGCAGUCAUGGGCGAAGUGACACUGUUGGACGACGAGCUUCCUGUAGAAUUUGGAGGCCCAAGGGACACAAUCGUUUUGGAUCCGUCUCCUCACAGUGACAUGGAUGUUUACGAUCCAGCUGAUGCGUACAAAUUGAAGCAACCAAUGACAGGCCUGCAUAUUGAAAUGGCUUUGUGCUUGCAUCACGACGGGUUCCGAGACACCUUUUGGGCAAGGCAUUUGAAUUCCCGCAAGAACCUCCAAAAUCGUACGGAAGACAUGUUGGCGAAGGAGCCGAAGACGCCCUGUGCUAUUGAUCUACUAGUGGGCGCGGUUGAACACUUAGCAGCAACUCUGACAGUCCCAAUUUGGACGCCGGGAGACGAGAUGUUUGCAAACCAAGCGAUGCUGGCUGAUGCAGAUCAUCUUGUGCAAAGGACACACACACUCCUCCACGAGCUGCUGUUCGAGCUGCGGAAAGUACAGCGCGAACCGGGCACUCCAGACGCCACUGGUUUCUUAAGAUCCAGGCUUUUACGACAGCAUCGAAGCUGGGAUGAUUAUCAUGCGUCGUUUCUGGCAAAACAGGAUUGAGGGAAACACAUGCUAGUGACUCGUGUUGUCAGCUGCGCGCGGAAGUGGGAA
This is a messenger RNA of Effrenium voratum, 946 nucleotides long. The record is from the annotation of a GenBank genome assembly. Lineage: Eukaryota; Dinophyceae; Suessiales; Symbiodiniaceae.